AUGAACAAAUAUAUGGAGAGCGAGGAGGGAGUGCUAAUGAAUUCCACCGAAUCUGGCAUUGAGCGUGUAAAGAAAGGUGACUACGCAUUUAUUCUCGAAUCAACUCUGAAUGAAUAUUAUACUCAAAGAAACUGUGAUCUAGUUAGACUAGGUGGUUUCUGGGAUCCUCGAGGCUACGGCAUUGGGUUACCAAUCGGAAGUAAGUUCAUUACUGAUAUCUUUGGUCAAAUUUGUUUUUAA
Protopolystoma xenopodis is the source of this 240-nucleotide messenger RNA. Lineage: Eukaryota; Metazoa; Platyhelminthes; Monogenea; Polystomatidea; Polystomatidae. The record is from the annotation of a GenBank genome assembly.